AUGAUACGCCCCCAGGUCAACACGAUCGCUGGGACACUCAAAAACGCCCAACUCGCCCGCAGGACAUUCGCACUCCAGCUCGGGUUCGGCAGCCAGUCCGUAGUGCCUACCAGUGGGAUGACCAAGGACGGCCGAUCUGUCGACACUGCGGGACGCCAGGACAUUUUCAACGCACAUGCCCACACAAAGGUUCCCCAGCGUCAGGCACUAGCCCAAGUUACUGAGGUCUCCCCAUCAGACAUUAAAGGGGAACAAGAGCUGGUGCUAGAUUGCAUUGAACCAGAUGUGGUGGAAGUGGGGCGGGUCAUGGCAAGAACGGACAAUGUCAGCGUGGAAGACGGGGAGACUUGGCGAGAACGCCAGGCCAAGGACCCAGAGCUCGUACAGAUACGGCAGUGGAAGGAGCAAGGGACCACAUGCCCAGAGGCAAGAGGCGAAAGAUCUUUGGCAGACCUACCACGAAAAGAUGGGCCACCCAAACAACGACCGGACCGUGGCAGCCCUCAGGCAGCGCUGUUACUGGCCAAGAAUGACUGA
Molecule: messenger RNA, 537 nt
Organism: Knipowitschia caucasica
Lineage: Eukaryota; Metazoa; Chordata; Actinopteri; Gobiiformes; Gobiidae
Source: the annotation of a GenBank genome assembly